UGUGGCUGUAUUUUUUAGUCUUGACAGUUAAAGCGCUCAAGGACUUUCCUGAGCGAACUCUCCGUAAACUAACUGCUUACCCGGCAAAACACCGUGACACAGCAAGCUCUCCCAGCAUUACCUCUACUGAGCCCAGGAAAGUACCUGACACGAGAGAAAAGUGCUGUAAUUGUACUUAAAAUAAGAAAGUGUGGGUUGUUAAGAAGUGCUCAGGGUACUGUAGACACCGCCGCAUUGGCUCGGACUGAUCAUUGAGAACAGACAACGCAAAUCUUAUCGCGUGCGCGCUAAGUAGACGGAAAACAACUCGAGCGGCGGAGACAUUCCCAUCCCCUUUCGGAUUCACUUUCAUCCGCUCAUUUUCGGAAAACUUUUCCUGUUGACGUUUAUUAAGAGCCGCCUAUGCGUCUCCGGCUGAGCGCUCGUUGGAUUAUUAUUUGCUUGCACGGUCUCACGCUGCGCAGCUCUUUCAUGUCUGUCUGACUCGAACUUUUUCAAGGAUUUCGUAGAUGAACUUGUUGUGGUGAGUCCCCUUUAAACCCUCACGGCCUGUGUUGUACUCUGUUUCUAGACUAUGGAGGUUCCGGUCGGGCUGGGGGAGGCUUGCGAGUCCCCAGACGCCGUUUUUCACGGAAUUUACCAAAGCGUUUUUCAAAACGUGCGCUUCGCGAGAGCGAGCAACCACGAGAGUUUGGACUUUUCUAGCUCCAAGAAGUGCGGCUGCCUCCAGGAGACCGCGUCGAGGGAAAUGCGGUUAAGCAAGCUGUCCCCCGGCAAAGAAAUAAUAUGCUGCCCCGAGAAAGAGUGCGAGAGUGCGAGUUUAGUGAUGCAGGCGGCGGCGAGCCGAAACAUUAUUCAUUUUCUCAAGAGUUCCACAGGAAGCAAAAGCGACUCGUCGCUGUCAUUUAGCGGCUCGGGCCGCGCAGAUGCCACCGAAAGCAGCGGCAGUCGCGACAGUUUAUUUCGGGGCGCUGAGAGCGGACAGAAGGGCUGCGGUACGGUUGAAGUUCACACGCGCGAAUUGGGCUCGAGUCGUGACGCAAGUGUGGCGAGUAGAAGUCGCGCGUGCACCAGCAGCAGCGGCGACGGCGACAACAGCAGCAGUAGCAUCUCGGAGACGGCGCGAGAGCUGUGCAAAGCCGUGUCCGUGUCUUUGGGCUUAGCUAUGGAGUCCAGCGAACUGGGCGAGGUGGGACCGCACCAUGCGCCGCCGACCCUGACCACUGAAAGUAGUAGUGAGGAAAUCUAUUUCUUUGGAAUGCCUAUGCUCAACUGCUCAGUGAGCGAAAGGGAGGCAGGAGGGAAAGACAGAGAGUACACUCUCGCGGCGGGAAGAGAAAGAGGCACAGAGCUGCGAGGCAGGGACAAAGUGCUCGGGAUGUUUAAAAGUGGCGACCUGGAGCAGCUAGCAGGUGAGGGGACGACCUUGCAGUGCAGCAGCACGUCUCGAUCACACUUAACCGCGGAUGUACAGGAGCUGCAUGAGUUUGGCAGCCUGUCCGGGGACAUUACCAACCUGAGUUCAGAAGCUACGGCAACAACGACAGCACCGGAUAUGGACGCAACGCGAGCGGCUUCGUGCCAGUUUGAACAACUGUUGCCCGCGAGCAUGACCCAUUUCAUGCACCCGGAGCUAGAAAACGGACGGAGCCAGAGCUUCUCGAAACACGCGGAGAUGUCCGGCGAGUUCGCGGGCCCCGUUGAGGAUUACGUGAAUCUCUAUAAUGUCAAAAUCAAGGCAGAGAUGAUGCCCCGUGAACUGAAUGACACCUGGGCGUACCCGCAUAGGUACACUGAGGACAGUAACGGCCAGUACGGGCCUCCCAAUCAGAGGACCACUUACGCAUCUGGCCACGAAACGUCUUUUAUUUGUAACCCCUAUGAGUACGGCCGAAGCGAGGCUCUGGUUCCGAGGGAGCGACCUUCACCUGAACAGUGGUACCCCAACGGGAUGUUGACCCGUCCUCCUUACCCUAACGUGCCCUGCGUGAAAAACGAGAUGGGCAAAUGGCUGGAUGUAACUUCAUUUGCGGAUGGCAGGUUUGAUGGAGGGAGGAGUGACAUUUUCCCAAUGGAUUUUUUCCUUCCUCCACAAAGGAGAUGCCUAAUCUGCUCUGAUGAAGCAUCAGGAUGUCACUAUGGAGCCCUCACUUGUGGAAGCUGCAAAGUUUUCUUUAAGAGAGCUGCUGAGGGGAAGCAGAAGUAUCUCUGCGCUAGCAGGAAUGACUGCACCAUAGAUAAACUGAGGAGGAAGAACUGCCCAUCCUGCCGUCUGAAGAAGUGUUUCGAGGCCGGAAUGACCCUGGGAGCCCGCAAGCUGAGGAAGAUCGGACAGAUGAAAGGUCCGGAGGAGGUCGGCCCCAUUCAGGGCCCAUCAGAGACAGCCCAGUGCAUGUCGCCUAAGCCAAGCCUGACGUUCCACUCACAGUUGAUCUUCCUGAACAUCCUGGAGGCCAUCGAGCCCGAGGUGGUGAACGCCGGCCAUGAUCAUGCUCAGCCUGACUCAGCAGCUGCUCUCCUCACCAGCCUUAACGAGCUGGGAGAGAGGCAACUUGUCAAGGUAGUGAAGUGGGCCAAAGGACUUCCAGGUUUCCGUAACCUGCAUGUGGAUGAUCAGAUGACGGUCAUACAACACACCUGGAUGGGAGUGAUGGUCUUUGCUCUGGGUUGGAGGUCCUACAAAAACGCCAAUGCGCGGAUGCUGUACUUCGCGCCGGACCUGGUCUUCAAUGAUCGUAGGAUGCAUAUCUCCAGCAUGUACGAGCACUGUGUUCAGAUGAAGCACCUCUCGCAGGAGUUUGUGCUGCUGCAGGUCACACAGGAAGAGUUCCUCUGCAUGAAGGCCCUCCUUCUUUUCAGCAUCAUUCCAGUGGAAGGGCUGAAGAGUCAGAAGUAUUUUGAUGAGCUGCGUCUGACAUAUAUAAACGAGCUUGAUCGUUUAAUCAACUAUGGCAGGAAGACCAACUGCGCCAUGCGCUUCCAUCAGCUGACCCGAUUGAUGGAUUCACUGCAACCAAUUGUUCAGAAGUUGCACCAGUUCACCUUUGACCUCUUUGUCCAAGCUCGGUCCCUGCCCACAAAGGUGUGCUUUCCUGAAAUGAUUGCAGAAAUAAUCUCGGUCCAGGUGCCAAAGAUCCUCGCUGGCCUGUCUAAACCAAUCCUGUUUCACAAAUGACGAGACUACACCCCUGAACAACUCAUCCAUACCAACCCCACCCAGGCCAUAUGAGCCAGUCAGUUUGGUCUGAUCCAGUUUGAUCCAGCCUAAACCAGCCUGCCAUGCUUUUAAUCUGGACUCGAAUUGAGCGAUGGGACUGAACGAUACUGAUUUUUUUGAUUUUCCAUUUUUUAGAAUUCCCCCCCUCUCUCCAUCCCUCCCUCCAUUUCUAUAUCAGUCUCAUCUCUCUCUCCUUUUGAAAAAUGGCCCUGAAAAGUAGAGGGACCAUUACAUCAUUACAGUUGUCUAUCUUCUCCUCAGAGAUCAUUUGAGCUCAUUUUCUCAAACUGACAGCAUGGCGUGAAGCAGGUUUUGUUCUUUCUUUCGACCAACAGUUAUCCUUCAAGAGUUACAGCGUGUUGCCUGGUGGACAGGUUGGGAAAAAAAAUUAUCACUGAAGUUUCAUCUGAGCCCUUAAUCAAAAAAAAAAACACAACCGGACAUUAUGCAGAUCUCUAACAGAGUCUGUGACCUGCCUCCUCUCUAUGCAUCGCAGUAUAAAAAGGUUUUAUUUAUUGUCCAUGACUUGAGAGAUCAGGAGAAGCAAAGCAGUAUGCAUAGAGAAAUACAUCCGAACAUGACACAAACGGUGACAGGAUCUCUUCGCUUGUGACUUUUACUCUUGUGAGUUAAACAACACACUACUAAAUAGAGUAUUGUAGUAUUACAACAGUGUUUCAGUACUGCAGGCUGGUUAUCACUCUCCUCCCUGCUUUAUUAGUUUAUUGAUUGUAAAACAAGUGCUUCAUUCAUUUCUUAUGAAAUGUAGAGGCUCUUUAAAAGCUUUUAAAAGAGGCAUCAUUCUUUUGGGAUCAGAAAAUUUGAGACUUUUUCAUUUAAUUGAAAAUCUGUCACAGUUGGGUUUUGCCACUAAGAAUAAAAGAACAGCACAAUAAAUUUAAGAAAAAUGUCAUCAAGAGUUGUCUUCUCCAGACAGCAGACUUUCGUUAAGACGGGGCUCAGUGCCCUCUUUUGCAACCUGGAAAUUUAAGUGCAGGUUUUGGGGUAUACUGUUGACAGUUUGUACAUAAAUACAGCAACGCCUGGGUCAACAAAGAUCUUCAAAUAUAUACACAUAUAUAUAUAUAAAUCUAUGCAUGCUGUCUUCAUAUCCAUCAACAAAACAACAGACAAUUGCAUGAUAAAGCCCUAGAUAUUCAAACAAACCAAACUGCAUUUCCAGUAAGCUAAAUGGAUAUUGUUAGGAAACAGGACUGUUUCCGAUAAGGCUCUUAUGAAGUUGCUCUCUCUCUUUCUCUUUCACUGUCCUUAAUGGAAAAUUUGGCAAGGUAAUGUUCUUGUAUAUAUAUCUGUAAAAGUUAAGCGUGGUCCUUUUAAAUCUUUCUAUGUGCUAAUGUUUGGAUGUAGUCAAUAGUUUUACAGUACAGUUUCCUCUUUCCUUUAUAGUAAGUGCCACUGAGGGAUUUGUAUUUCUCCGCGCUAGCAAUAAGCAAUCACAUGCUUAACACACUCUUUUAACGGGCUCUUUAAGAAUACCAAAACAUGCUUCAAAUGGUGCACAGCUUUAAAAAAAAAAAAAAAAAAAAUUAAAAUACACUAAAAACGAGCUAUGCGUAUGUGCUAACGCUGGACUGUUAUUUUUUCAGAAACUCGUACCAAAUAUCUUAAUCACCAGCAUCAACUGUCGCAAAUCAACGACAAGUGGUGCUAAAGUACUCCUCUUUAUUAACGAGGGUGUAAACCGGAUGGUUCACCCAAAAAAUGAAAAUUCUGUCAUCAUUUACAACAUUUUAAGUUGUUCUAAACCUGUAGUAGUUGUUUCUCUCUCUCUGUUGAACACACAAGACGACGUUGGUAAGCAAGCAGAUAUUUGCUGGUUGUUGGGGGGAUUUGGCUGGGGGUCUGGAAAUACAUUGGAAGUCUUUUUUUUUUUUUUACCAACCUUCUUCAGAAUAUCUUUGUGUUCAACAGAAGAAAGAAACUAGGCUACUAUAGGAUUGGAAAUACUUGAGGGUGAGUAAAUAAUUUUCAUUUAUGGGUGAACAAUCCCUUUAAACGAGACAAAAGACAAAACAAACAAAAAAAAAAAAAAAAAAAAAAAAAAAAAAAAAAAAAAGGCAUAUGUGUUUUUACUCCGCUUUCGCUUCAAUUAAAGCGUUCUCUAUUUAUCUGUCAGAAUGGAACAUCUUUACUCGCUUUCCUCAUACUCCGGCGCAGCGCGUGUUUUCUAGACGUCGUGUCAACUUCUUCCCUCCGCACGCUCUCCGUUUCUAAAUGAUUGAAUAAUGCCUGCAGCGUUAUGUAUGUAGAUUACUCUUUAAAGAGCCCUAAAAUCGUGGCGCUGUGUUGUCUUUGUCAGGACUGGGGUGACCUGGGGUGUACUUUCGGCAGAGCACUGAGUUUUCCGCUGAGUUGAGACGACGAGAUGUGGUUUAACUGCUCGAGCUCUUGUCGCCGCGGAGCAUGUUGACGGUUUAAAUGUGCCAGGCAGAGAAUAGGCUGUCAGAGACAGCUCCUCUGCGCUGACAGCACCGAGCUCCGCGCAAUUACACGCAGGUGUUUACCCAUUUAGACGACCCAAAAGCACUCAUUAGAAUUUGCAGAACUCCAAACUGCACUUUUACCCUGCCAAAAAAGAACUCAUGACUUUCACCACAAACCUGCAGCACUUUAGGACAGAGCCGAAGCCAAAGUCUAAUCACAAAGUCGUUCAUUAGCCGGCGGACUUUCGGAGGGGGCACUUGCAUGUUAAACAGAUAUAGUUCGUUCAUACUCGACAUCGCGAGAGACGCGCUCUCUCGCUGUCUUAUAAUAUUGUCUGUUUGUAAUGUCAGUCAGAUGUAACAGCUCGUUUGGCUCGCGCAGUGCUCGUGAUCCGACUCGUGCUUGAAUGACCCAUAAGCUGCUUUGUGACUUUCUUAACACAUCUCCUAUGAGCUAUGAUGUAGAACUUUGCGUGUUGGUUUUCAAUUAAAGUCAUAGGGUUUACUGUUAAUGUGUGCGGUUUGGUCAACCAAUAGCAAAAGCAUAUGUGUGUGUUUAUAUGCGCUCUUGUAAAUCUGUUAGCAGGCACUGCUCGGCCGCCCUUAGGUAGGCCUACAAAAGGGAAGAAAGCAAAAAGGGCCUUUUUUUUGGUGUCUUUUGCAAAAUACUGAAUUUGGCCUGUGUUGAUGACAAAAAAAGGUUUGCUUGGAUCCUACCAAUGUUUCUACUCUCACAUGAACAAGAGAACCUGGAGUCUUAAUAACAGUCUGCAUGUCACCAGGAUGCUUCCUGUGGUUAUAAACUGUUCUUUCUACUUGGGGGAAAAAAUGUUACCAAAAGAUUUUUCACUGAUAUAUUUUCCCCAGCAAUGAGGAAAGUAACUUUGGUUUCUAAUGUGUAUUAUCUUGUAUGUUGAACUGAGAGCACCACACUGGUUUACAGAAACUAAAUGUAGUGAAACCAUAUGAAUUGUUUGCCGGCAGAGUUGUAUCUAUUUAUGUCCUGUUUCAGCUUUGUAAACCAUAUAAAAACUCCCAAAUAUGUAACAAAGACUUGGUUUUUUAACUUUCUUCGCUGGCUGAUACAAGCAAUUACACAACUAAUCAUUAGUGAAUGCUUUUUUACAGCUUUUUUUUCUCUGGUGUGAAUAAUUCCUGUCUUUUCCUGGUGUUAAGGGAUAUUUUUUGCUUUUCCAUAUGCAGAAGGAGAAGCUAGAUAGUUUGGCUUUAUGUGACUAGAAGAGGAAAUUCUGGCUUCUUAAAUGAUGUUUGUUACUUAAAUCUUUGUAACUUUAUAGUCUUUUUUACAGCAGUUGUGUGUAUGUGUGAGUGGGUGAGUGUGUGUGUGUGUGUGUGUGUGUGUGUGUGCGUGCAUGCAUGCUUUUCGCAGAUUAUUUAGUACUGCUAUGUAGUGUUGUAUUGACAGUUGUUAACUGACGAUUUCUUUCGAGCAGUUUGCGAACUGAUUUUUACUCAUGGAAAAUCGCUUAUCUGAUUCUUGUUGUGUAGAGCCUGUGUAAAUCUAGUUUGUUUGUGUUUUACCGCUUUCAAUUCAAUAAAAAACAUUUGAAAAUCUU
Molecule: messenger RNA, 7238 nt
Organism: Cyprinus carpio (common carp)
Lineage: Eukaryota; Metazoa; Chordata; Actinopteri; Cypriniformes; Cyprinidae
Gene: ar
Product: androgen receptor
Biological process (GO): male gonad development; regulation of DNA-templated transcription
Molecular function (GO): sequence-specific DNA binding; DNA-binding transcription factor activity; zinc ion binding
Source: RefSeq, a predicted model, not a curated record